Rhizophagus irregularis DAOM 181602=DAOM 197198 is the source of this 1098-nucleotide messenger RNA. RefSeq lists its product as uncharacterized. The record is from RefSeq and is a predicted model, not a curated record. Gene Ontology annotation, molecular function: protein binding. NCBI's taxonomy places the organism in Eukaryota, Fungi, Glomeromycota, Glomeromycetes, Glomerales, Glomeraceae.
AUUGAAAAUGUUAAAAACUCAACAAAGCACAGUUCAUUAUUAUGAAGACGGAGAUAUAUUGGUUACUGUUCAACACACGGUAUUUCGUCUUCAUCAAAAUUUUUUAGCUAUGGCUUCAAGAGUAUUUGAAGACAUGUUCGCUUACGCCACAAAAUCUGAUAUCAACAAUGAUAACAAUAAUAAUGUAUCAUGUCUCACUUUAACUGAUACUUCUGCUGCAGCGUUCGAAAAUCUUCUUACGUUCCUUUAUCCAAGAAAAUAUAUUCGAAUAAAUUGGGAAAAUGUUGCUUCAUUCUUAGAAAUUGGAGAUAAAUAUGAAAUUGUUGUUGUAAUUGGAGCCUCAGAAGAAUUCUUACAAUGUCACUAUAUGGAGAAUCCGCUCAUUGCAUUCGCUUUAGCUGAUCAAUAUGAUUUUAAAUUUGUUUAUAAAGAAUCAUCAAAACUUGUUUUAAAUAAUUUACCGAGAUUUAAAACUUCUCCAGAUUUUCAUAAAUUGUCUUAUAGAGCGUCAUCAUCUUUAUUAUCAAAACAUCUGGACUAUAUUUUAGCUAUAGGAAAUUUAUCAGAAUUAAAUAUUCAAGAAUAUAGACAUAAUUGUUCAUAUUCCGUUACUCAUGGAGAAUAUAUUCAAAGAAUUUUUGCUGAAAGAAUAAAGUCCGUACAAGGUUUUCCUGUAGUUUCGCCCACAAAUCUAUAUGAAAUUUUUUUUAAAUUUGAAGAGGACGAUGAUAGAUUUGAUAAUUGUCAGAAAAGAUUUUUAAAAACUUAUUUACCUGGAAUUUUUUCAUCCCAUUUUGGUAAUUUUGAACCUUUAAAUAACGAUAAAAACAAGCAUGAUGUCGAGCACUAUCCUUAUCUUGAAUCCGCGAAUUGACUGGGGUCUGGGGUUAUUUUUUCCUUUAUUUUUAUGUUAAUAUGUAUGUAUAUUUACUUGGUAGUUUUUGUUUUAUAAAAAAAAAUAAAAUUGAGGAAUCAAUUAACUAGGACUUACAAGCUAUAUAUAUAAAUAUAUGAUUCCAUUUUAUCGCUAAAUUUGUACGCGAAGGUUUAUUUCUCGUUAUCAUUAUUGGUUUUUAUUGCACAUUGCUUAGUUGGCGG